UAAAAAUGGAACGAAUCGCAGUUUUGGUGGUAUUCGCCUUCGUUCUCACUUGUCUCCAGUAUACCUCAGCAGAAGAAACUGUACUAUCGGAAGUCUUAACGCCCACAACCGACAGUGAAAAAUUAAAAAGACAAAGCAGAAGUUACUAUGACUAUAGAUAUGGAGCACCAAGACCAUUGUACGACAGACUAGAAUACGGGAGACAGGAUUAUGACAGACCACGAUGCGGCAGAUGCGACGACCGUAGAGACGAUCGCGAUGACAGGGACGAUGAUUACGAUCGUCGAGACCGCUACAAUGAUGACAGACGCGGACACAAACCGACAUACGGUAGCAGAUACGACAGUAAAAAGAACUACGACAGCGACGAAGACAGAUAUUCCGAUAGAAAGAAUGGACAAAAGAACGGAACGGAAGAAGAGAACGGGGAUAACAAGAGUGGUUAUGAUGAUAAAGAUAGCAGACCAAGCGGCAGUCGGCGAGGAAGCGAUAGGGAUAGAGAUCGAGACCGUGGGCGAGACAGAGACCGCGAUAGGAGACGAGGUGGAGACAGAUACGAUGACAGGGAUAGAUAUAGACCAGAUUAUUACGACAGAUUCCUAAGGGAUCCUUAUAGAGAAAGAGAUUAUUAUGACGACUACAGAGGUAGACGACCGACUUACGAUAGAUAUUAUCCUAGUUAUGAUGAUGGGUUGAGUAGAUACGAUCCCUAUGGAUACGCAGGUGUUAGAAGACCAGUGUACGACGACAGAGGCUAUGAUGACGGGUACGGUGGAUAUGGACCAAGUGCGGGCAGAGGAGCUCAUGAUAGUUUCAGGCCGUGGGACGAGACUUACCGUGGUCAGGCGGGAUGGGAUGCAGGAGGUAGAGGCUACUAUUUCGCGUCAGGCAGGCCUGAUGCAGCGCCCGCUGCUGGCUGGGGACGACCUGAAUAUUCUAGACCCCAAGACGCCUAUCAAAGUAUAGGAGGCUAUUCAGGAGGUUACAGUGGCACGUACCGCGAUCCAUACGCACAAGUUUCAACCGGAUACAGUCAAGGCUAUGGUCAGGGCGCCAGCUACGGUCAGGGUGCUGGUUAUGGCCAGAGUGGCUAUGGACAGAAUGCAGCUGCUUAUGGAGCCAGCUUCGCGGGGUACGGACAAGGUGGCAGUGGAUGGCACAGUGUAGGAGAAAGAAGACCUUAUCGAGAUGAGAGUGGCGUCAAAAAACUGGAGAACCGUGACAAUUACAACCAGGACUCUAAACGCAGUCAGAACAGCUACGAGCCGUCGAGCCGUCAGCCGUCCAACUAUGGGCAAACGGCUAGUUAUGGCCAGACAGGCUAUCAGCAAGGCUACGUCCAGAGCAGCAGCACGACUCCAGCCACCAGCUACCUGUUCCAAAGAGAUGAUGAACAGGUUACUGUGAAGACUAAUGAGACAACAAAGCAGCCAUCUUAGAUUUUGAAGCGUCUUUUUUUUACAUUUCAUGGUUGACUUAAGAUUUAAAGUGUGGUUGAGAGAUGACUGUUCUUUUUUUAUUGUGUUCGUCGAGGAAAAAUAUUGUAAUUUAGUAAUACAUAUUUGGACUUAUUGUUUUUUAU
Spodoptera exigua (beet armyworm) is the source of this 1582-nucleotide messenger RNA. Lineage: Eukaryota; Metazoa; Arthropoda; Insecta; Lepidoptera; Noctuidae. The record is from the annotation of a GenBank genome assembly.